AUGCAGUUUUCAGAGAACGAGGCUGAUGAUACAUCAAGUGUGGAAAGUACUUCAAACACUGACAAUACUUCUCGAAGUGAGACCCCUACUAACUCUCGGGUGAAGAAGCGAAGGAGAGGCAAGAAAAAAACAAUAAAACCUGUGAAACCCCCCUAUAAAUUCAAUUGCAGUGCAAAGGAAGAUCAUGGACAACCACUGUUUGGUUGUCAGUUUAAUCAUCACUUAGGAGAUGGUGAACCGCGAGUAUUUGCUGUUGUAGGUAGCAAUAGAGUCUCAAUAUAUGAGUGCCCAGAAUCAGGUGGUUUCAAAUUUCUUCAGUGCUAUGCUGAUCCAGAUGUUGAUGAGACAUUUUACACUUGUGCCUGGUCUUAUGAAGAGGAAACACAUCUCCCUUUAUUAGCUGUGGCUGGCUCCCGUGGUAUUGUGAGAAUCUUCCACCCUGCAUCGCAAACAUGCAUUAAACAUUAUAUUGGUCAUGGCCAUGCUAUCAAUGAGGUCAAAUUUCAUCCUCGAGAUCCAAACCUCCUGCUUUCAGCCAGUAAAGAUCAUGCUUUACGUCUUUGGAACAUUAUGACAGAUGUCUGUAUAGCUAUCUUUGGUGGUGUUGAAGGUCACAGGGAUGAAGUAUUAAGUGCUGAUUUUGACUUAAAAGGGGAACGAAUUAUGUCUUGUGGCAUGGACCAUUCAUUAAAACUAUGGAGAUUGGACAAACCAUCUAUGCAUGAAGCCAUAAAGCAGAGUUAUAACUUUAACCCACAUAGAGCUUUAAGACCAUUUAAUUCUUUAAAGGAACAUUUUCCUGACUUCUCAACACGCGAUAUCCAUAGAAAUUAUGUUGAUUGUGUGAGAUGGAUGGGUGAUCUUAUUUUAUCUAAGUCUUGUGAAAAUGCCAUAAUAUGUUGGAAGCCAGGACGAUUGGAGGACACUGAUUUACGCCCAGGUGACAACUCUGUUACAAUUGUUCACAGAUUCGACUAUAAAGAAUGUGAGAUAUGGUUCAUACGAUUUGCUGUUGAUUAUAGCCAAAGAGUCAUAGCACUUGGUAACCAAUGUGGCAAAACAAUGGUGUGGGAACUGGGUAAUGUUGCAGGGGGCUCCAAAGCCUCUCAGUUGGUUCAUCCUCGUUGUGUUGCUGCUGUCAGACAGGUGACAUUUUCAAGAAAUGGGAAGGUUCUUCUGACAUGUUGUGAUGACGGCACCAUAUGGAGAUGGGAUCGAGUCAACAAUAACAGCUAG
Molecule: messenger RNA, 1236 nt
Organism: Leptosia nina
Lineage: Eukaryota; Metazoa; Arthropoda; Insecta; Lepidoptera; Pieridae
Source: the annotation of a GenBank genome assembly